Perca fluviatilis (European perch) is the source of this 3146-nucleotide messenger RNA. RefSeq names its product SLAIN motif-containing protein-like. The coding region runs from base 340 to 2202 and encodes 620 amino acids. The transcript has 9 exons. NCBI's taxonomy places the organism in Eukaryota, Metazoa, Chordata, Actinopteri, Perciformes, Percidae. Gene Ontology annotation, cellular component: microtubule plus-end. The record is from RefSeq and is a predicted model, not a curated record. Gene Ontology annotation, biological process: microtubule nucleation; cytoplasmic microtubule organization; positive regulation of microtubule polymerization.
AUUCCCCCAUAUGGGGAGGAGCGAGCGCUGCUGCAGGUCUGUUCACUGACUGGGGCUAACUAAAGUCCAUCAACAAGCUAGUUAGCAGUGAGCGAUAUGAUGAACGUUAUUGGUGAUGCUCUAGCAGCAACAAGAAAACAUGGACUAGUGAACUGAGAUUUAUUCCAGUGUCUUGACAAUCACUAUCUAGCCGAGGACCAUUCCAGGUGGCUGUGAUUAGCUGCUUCAUCCAUGCGGCCGCUGCUGUGCCGAGGAGUUUGAGCUCUGAGUGGCGGGCAAGCUCAGUCAUCAGCUCGCUGGGACAACUGGGACAACACGGCUCACUCACCGAGUAGGAGCAUGGUGGUCCCGGACAGUGCCAGCGUGGUCCCCCAGGCCGAAAAUGGCAGUCCCACUGGCCUCAUGGAGAGCUCCAAGCCCGGGUGCAAAGAGGAAGAAGAGGGGGGUCAGGACCUGGCAGGGGUGGAGCUGGAGGAGGUCAGAAAGCUGCAGGAGCUUGUUCGUAGGUUGGAGGUCCAGAAUGAGACCCUGCGCAACAGAGGGAGCAAGACUAUCAUCCACAGAGGAACCAGCAGCAACAGCAACCUCACAGCUGCUGGCAAUAUCAAUGAGAGGCUGCCUUGUGAAGAGGUGACCAACUCCCACCUCAGAUUGGAGCACAGUGGCAAACUGGGCAGCACAGACUUGCAGCUGUCACCCAGUCAGGACAGCAGUAGUGGUGAAGAGAUGUCCCCUCUGCCCAUGGCCAACAGGCUUGAGGGAGAGGAUGAUGAAGAGGAGGACCAGGGUCCAUGUGGGAGCUUUCUCACCUUGACCUGCAACAAUGGAGCGGAACAGUGCCAGACGCCAGAGAGCCCCUCUCAGGAAAGUUAUGAUUCAGAGACACUUGCAGAGAGCGACUCAGGGGUGGACCAAACUGCCCUGGAUGAAGUGGAUGUCCUAGAUUUGGAGGAUGAGUGUGCAGAAGUAGAGGACGAGGACAGUUGGUUGUAUGUGUCUCCAAAAAAGCAAGUCGGAGAUCAAGGGCCAGACUCCCCAUUGAAGUGGUGUCGGCAGGCUCUUGACCACCGCAGCCCAGAGACAGAAAUAGCUUGUCGGACCCUGAUCAGCCGUUUGGAUCAGACAUCUCGAUGGAGGAACAUGUACAGCAGCCCAUCAGCAGAGGCAGGCUCAGCAGGCUCAGGCCUGAUCUCUCCUGGGUACCACAAAUCAACUAACAAAUCCCUACUAACCUGUGGCAGCUCAGGUGUCACAACCAUGCACUCAGCCCUGAGCUCGCAGUCCUCCAUAGACAGUGAGCUUAGCACAUCCGAUGACUCCAUCUCUAUGGGCUAUAAGCUGCAGGAUCUCACUGAUGUACAGAUCAUGGCUCGCCUACAGGAAGAGAGUCUGAGGCAGGAUUAUGCUUCCAGCUCAGCAUCCGCAUCACGCCGCAGCUCCACAGCCUCUCUGCAGUCCCUGCGCCGGGGUGGCACCUACAGCGAUCAGGAAUUUGACAGUUACAGCCUGGAGGACGAAGAGGAUGAGUUCUGCUCCAUACCCCAGCGACGACCUCGCUACACGCCCUCGCCCUUAGGCUCGCCUCGGUGCCUGUCUCCCUCCACCUCCAACCAUGGUCAGGAAUACAUCAGUCGGCUCGGGGCCCCACGCACAAGAACACCCAGACGAUCCCUCCAGGGCCCCAGUGCAGAGCUGCUUAAAUUUGCCAAGAGCGAGGAAGAGUUGAGGCACAGCAUGCCUAAUCUGGCCCCCCGCACCAGCCUACGUUCCCUGGAAGCAGUCAGAAACAGCCGCAGCAUGGAGGCUAACCUCCAGAGCUCAGGCAACCGCAUGUCCCACCUGUCUCACACCCCCUCCUCAGGUAUGGCUAGUAGUCGGCUGCGUAGCAGUGGCCAGUCACCUCUCUCCCUGCGGACUCCUGUUAAAGCGGUCACUCCUGUGGGCUCCAUGGAAGCUGGUCGUCAGCCUUCCAGAGGUCUGCCCAUUGUUCAAGCACCUCCUGCAGGAGGGGGCCGGAGGCUCCCGUCCCCAGGCUCUGCCAAUAGUGGAUCUUACAUACCCGGGAGAUCCUCAACUGGGGCCGGGAGGGCUGUUGUGGGCCGAGGACAGGCAUCUACCAGGAGUAAACUUUCACAGCCCCCCAGGAGGUCUUUGGGCAUGACUAAAAUGUCCGAUGAAUCCUGGAAAGAUGGCUGUUACUGAGUCUGGACGGUGAUGAAGGAUGUUCACUGCUGCAACCCUCACCUGAAAUCUUCCUGCCACAGCCACUGUGUCCACAAAUGUGUCGUUCAACCUUUUGGUCCCCCGUUUCAGACUAGCAAGCUGUGCUGCACUGGAUUCAUAGUCAAAAGACUCAAGACUCAUUUCUUUCCCUCGCAUGAAACAUUGUCAACCCACACAGAGAGACUGUGUAGGCAGACAAGAAGGCACACAUGCACACUCUACUUGUGAUAUGGACCAACUCUGAGCUUCCAGAAGAUUUGUUUGUCAAUUUUACAAAAUUUUCUAUGGUAAUUGUGAGAAACUGCUGGAAUAUUAAGAGUUGUAUAAGCGUCUGUUCUGUUGAUGUAAUUGAUAUGAAGACAGUUUAAAUGAAGAUAUUGGUGGUUUGUCCAUUUUCUGUGUGAAUUCCUACUAGAUGAAGGUGCUGAGCGUUGCAUGCUUGGUUUUGUUUUUUUCCUUAUCGCGUAACUGCAGUAUGACAAAUCUUCCAUGUGUUGCACAAUGAUGUGUGAAUUUAUGAAUGUUUGAUUGGUUCAUGGUGAAAUUAUCUUUAGAUUUGUGUUGUAUUUGUGUUUUGCUCUUUACUUACACAGCAAUGCAACUCCUGUAAACCACACUGCCCUUAUAAAUAAUACAAAAAUGGAAAUCUAUGGUUUGAGCCAAGGUGCAUUUCAGCUGCAACAUUCUUAAUUCCAGAAGAAUCUUGAGUCAUUACAGGUACUGUCACGUUACUGCAUUUUUACUGCAUAUCUAUAGGUGGUUAGGGUUAUGUACGGGGAGCGUGCUUUUGGAUACCACUGUAAUGAAGAACAUGUUUAUGCACGAAGGCCUUGUGCCUAGACAGCUAUGCACCCUCAUGCAGAGUGCCUCUAACAAUUAGGAGCUGUAAUGAAAAUAAAAACAAGUCGACCCUCAAACUAUAA